Messenger RNA from Danaus chrysippus (African queen), 3105 nucleotides. The record is from the annotation of a GenBank genome assembly. Lineage: Eukaryota; Metazoa; Arthropoda; Insecta; Lepidoptera; Nymphalidae.
AUGGAUUUGUCCAUACCUAGAAUUAAGUUUGAAACAGAAGAUUACUUUGACGAUGAUUACGAGAUCGAACCAACUGUGGCAGAUAGCGGGUCAGGAGUGGCGGCGGGUGUGGCGGCUGUGGCGACUGUGGCUGCGGGUGUGGCUGUGGCGGGUCGGCAGCGGACGGGCGGCACGACGACGGCGCACAGCAAGCAGCUGGCGGCGGCCGGGGCCAACCCGGCCCAGCCGCAAGUUCCUAUGUUACUAUACGUUAUAUUGUCCUGUAUGUUCCCAUGCUGCUGCGGUUUCUUCCCGUCUCCCGUUGUCGUGUCGUCACACUAUAUGCUCGCCGCCCAGGCUCCGGCUGUGGUGGUGAUGGGGACUACCAGCUGGUGCAGCAUGAGGUACGAGGUGUUGGAGUUCCUCGGACGAGGGACCUUCGGGCAGGUGGUGAAGUGUUGGAAGAAGGGCACCAACGAGAUAGUUGCCAUCAAGAUACUCAAGAACCAUCCCAGCUAUGCACGGCAGGGGCAGAUUGAGGUGUCGAUCCUGUCCCGCCUAUCCCAGGAGUCGGCGGACGAGUUCAACUUCGUCCGCGCGUACGAGUGUUUCCAGCACCGCUCACACACGUGCCUCGUGUUUGAGAUGCUGGAACAGAACCUGUACGACUUCCUCAAACAGAACAAGUUCUCACCGCUGCCCCUCAAGUACAUACGACCUAUACUGCAGCAGGUCCUCACCGCGCUGUUGAAACUUAAACAACUCGGUCUGAUCCACGCCGAUCUGAAGCCUGAGAACAUAAUGUUGGUGGAGCCGGCCCGCCAGCCGUACAGAGUGAAGGUGAUCGACUUCGGCAGCGCCUCGCACGUCAGCAAGGCUGUUUGCAACACAUACCUGCAGAGCAGAUACUACAGGGCCCCCGAGAUAAUCCUUGGGCUAGCGUUUUGCGAGGCCAUCGACAUGUGGUCGCUGGGCUGCGUGGUCGCCGAGCUGUUCCUGGGCUGGCCGCUGUACCCGGGCUCGUCCGAGUACGACCAGAUCAGAUACAUAUCACAGACACAGGGCCUGCCCACCGAGCACAUGCUGAACAGCGCAUCAAAGACAGCCAAGUUCUUCUAUCGCGACGUGGACAGUACAUAUCCGUUCUGGAGGCUAAAGACUCCCGAAGAACACGAACUGGAAACGGGCAUCAAGAGUAAGGAGGCUAGGAAGUAUAUCUUCAACUGUCUCGAUGAUAUAGGACAGGUCAACGUUCCGACGGAUCUCGAAGGCGGACAGCUUUUGGCAGAGAAAGCGGAUAGAAGGGAAUUCAUUGAUUUACUGAAGAGGAUGCUUACUAUGGACCAAGAGCGCCGCAUUACCCCCGGAGAGGCUUUGAACCACGCGUUCGUGACACUCGCACACCUAGUGGAUUAUGCACACUGUAAUAAUGUUAAGGCGUCCGUACAGAUGAUGGAGGUCUGCCGUCGUUCAGGUAGCGGCGUGGGCGGUGUGGGCGGCGUGGGCGGUGUAGGUGGCGAGUACGUGGGCGGUGUGGUGGCGCCCGCCGCGCCCACCGCUCACCACCUCGCGCUCACUAUCAACCAGCAACGACUCAGGGCUGCUCCAUACGAUAACCUGUACCAGUUGUACGGCGGCGGUCGUGUGGCUGUAGGCGGAGGCAGACAGUUCACGCGCGCUCCUGAUCCUUUCCCUCAUCAGUUCGUGUCAUCUAUACUGUGUCAGCCGGCCUAUCAGGUCCAACAGCUGGCUGCAGCGGCGGCUGCGGCUGCGGCGGCCCAUCACCAGCACGGUGUGGGCGGCGUGGGCGUGGGCGGAGUGGGCGUUGGUGUAGGCGUGGGCGACGUGGGCGAGUGGCGCGCACCGCUCAUUGUGGAGCCAGCGCCGCUUCCUGAACCGGAAGUGUGGGACUUCCAUCAUCAUCACCCGCAUCAUCAUCAUCCUCACAAGAGAUCGACCAAGCAACAAACGAGCGGCGUGCCUCACUACCAGCCGCCGCACCAAACGCUUCAAUACAGUAUGGCGAGCGGUGGCGGUAAGAAAGAGGCAACGCAGCUGUCUCCCGUCAAGAAGAGGGUGAAGGAAGGCACUCCGCCCUCCAGGCAUAGGCAGGACAACACUGUUCGUUGUAACCAGUGGGAGGCGGGCGGCGCGCACACCAUCACUAUCAGAGACACGCCGUCACCCGCCGUGUCCGUCAUCACCAUCUCUGAUAGUGACGAUGAUGACUCACGACACGACAGGGGGGCAGUCGUGAAUCCCCCGUCGAUGGUGGCGCCCCCUCCUGCCAGCGUGAUCUGUAACGCGCGCAGCCCGCGGGACGAGCGACACGUGAAACACGAGCCGCAUCACGCGCACCAAUCAUGCCAUCACCACACGCAGCCGCAGCAACCUCAACAACAGACGCAACAGCAACAACAGCAACAGCCUCAGCAGCAACAACAACAGCCACAACAGCCCCGCCAGCCGGCCGGGCCGCAGGUGACGCCGCAGAGCCAGAAGAAACGACUGUUGGCUCUGGCGCAACAGGAACAGGCGAAGAUGGAACAUCACGACAUACAACACUACCACCAACAGAGCGGCUCGAGCGUCCGGCCGAGCGACUACCAGUGUAACCAAUACGUGCCGACACAACACAAUAAGAGGGACAGCAGCGGAGGUUGUCGCGAGUACUUGCCCGUGAGCGCGGCCGUGAGCGGCGUGAGCGGGGUGACGGCGGUGAGCGGCGUGGGCGUGGGCGGCGUGGGCAUGAGCGUGAACGUGGGCCCUCCCGCCGCUCACAAACACGCACACGCCUGGCACCAUCACCCACAUCCACACUAUAAGAGCAGUGUGGGCAGUGGUGUCGGCGUGGGCGUUGGCGCUGGCGUGGGCGUGGGCGGCGGAGUGUUGUCCCCGGGCGGAGUGUCCCCCGGCUACCUGGCGCCCCCGCUAUAUGUGCCCACAUACCACUAUCACACUGGCGGUGUGAGCGGCGUGGGCGGUGUGGGCGGCGUGGGCGCCGUGGGCGGUCCUCCUCCCGCCCACCACGGCAGCGGCGCGCGUCUCCCCGGCUACCUACAGCCGUACUCCCCCACGUACCUGGUGCCGCAACAUCCUCAGCAGCAUCUGUGGUACACGGACUAA